Molecule: messenger RNA, 1150 nt
Organism: Dimorphilus gyrociliatus
Lineage: Eukaryota; Metazoa; Annelida; Polychaeta; Dinophilidae
Source: the annotation of a GenBank genome assembly
ACAUUGUGAGAUAGAGCUAUCUCAAUUCGAAAAAUAUUGGUUCAACUGUGCAUAAUUCAGGGCAAAAGUUAUGAAUAAUUACGCACUAUUAGCUCAGAGAAACAACCGCAUUGACCUUAGAAUAACCUUAGGAGUUAUCAUCAUCUUUUCACUUGUAACCUUUAUCUCUUAUCUCAACGAAUUGUCAAAAAGUGCGUCCAAUGCUACCGCAAGAAAAGCAGAGAUAGCCCGUCGGAAGAGAAACGAAUUCUUCAGUAUGGACGACGAAACAGGAACCGUACAAAAACUGUAUCAUAUAAAUGCUAAAAGAAAGACAGAUCUCUCCCAAUGUCCUCGUCUGAGGAAUUCCUAUAAUUCUCAUAUGCAGAAUUACUUUAUUAAUUCCAAUUCAUCUUCUUCAUUAGUAGACUAUCAAAAGGUUCCAUUAGUAGUACUUUAUACGAAGGGUCUGUCGCAUGUCUUUAUGGAACGUUGCCUAGAAAUUUUGAAUAUAGGGCAUAAGUCUUUUUUAAAUAUUAACGAAAUUAUAAAUGGCCAAUUGGAUUUUGGGUUUUGCGAAAAAAUUAAUAAAAAAUGCAACUAUCUCUUUCUAGUUCAACAUCCCAUUGAUGGAAUCCUGCAAAACUAUUUAAAAUGUUUAACAAACUCAUCAGGUGAAUCCUGCAAACUAAACAACGUAGACAUUUCGAGAAUGAGCUUGAAAACUUACGCUAGAAGUGAAUCUAGUGACAUGUUCAAUAAAAUACAUUAUUACCUUGACAAGUGUCAUUUGAACGCCGAUAUUUGCCUCUUUCCCAGCUCUUAUGCAGAACAAUUGUCAGAAAAUGAACUGGGUGAGAAAUUAGCGGAAUCUGUUACCGUCUUAGAUAAAAUGUUUAGUGCUGUUGGAAUUUAUCAAAACCUAUCAAUAUCUAUGAACUUAUUUGAGAAAAUCAGUGGAAAAGCCUUUACAAACUGUAAAAACAUAGAACAAAGCCAAACUAGAUUAACAAUGAAGGAAAUUGAUGAUAUGAGAGAAUCAUUAGCAAAUGAUGCUAUUGUAGCUAGACGUCUCUAUCCAGAUUUAGUGAUCUAUCAGAAAUUGCACUAUAUCUUUGCAAGACAAGUAUCAAAUUUUAAGCUAACCCUUAAUAUGAAACAAAUUGAAUAG